AUGAGGCUGUAUGCGUCAUAUCAACAAAACACCAUCGUACUUGUCAUUAUAUGCGCCCUCUAUGCCCUGGAGGUUCUUGUUGGCGUCAUUGCCGGCACGAUAAUUGUUUCCAGUGUGGAGGUCAUGGAGCGCCCUGAGGGCUUUCCCAUUCCAGGGUGUUUACUGAGUCGGCCGAAACAUCCAAAGCUUGGCGUUGCGUCUUGGGGUAUCGCCGUCGCCGUCACGUGCAUCUAUUUCUUGCUUAUCUUGAACAAGUUCGCGCGUACCAUCACGCUGUUUAAGCCAUCCAACGAGGCAGUCCCGCUCACCCAGCUUCGACGCAUCAGCCCUGUUAUAUACUAUUUCCUUCGAGACAGUGUGCUGUAUUUUCUUCUGGUUUUCUCGGGUAACCUCAUGAGCCUACUCUUCGAGAUCAAACUGCAAGACCGUGCACUUCGCAACAUGAGUUCAACAUGGCUCGCCGCCAUUUACGCAGUCUCCGUGGGUACUUUCCCAUCUACAAACAUCCGCUUCCUCAAUGUCUACUCGUUCCACCAGGCCUCCCGCCUGAUCCUCAACACGCGCCGCUCCGUCCAGCGCCACAAGUACGGAUGGGCCCUCGACCCGCAAGGCCACCCGAUGACGAACGAGACGGACACGAUCGAGCUCAACUCGCGCGAGACGUGGGCUGACGAUGCGCCGCUGAGUCCGUGCUCGCCGCAGUUCGCGCAGACGCCCCGCUACGCGCGCGACGCGUUCGGCGUCCGCGCACUCUCGCCCUGGCGCGACAGCGUCGGCAGCGCCCUGCCCCUGCCCCCGCGCGCGUCUCCGAGCUUGAGCGGCCGCGCGCGCGGAAGCUGGUCGUCGUUUGCGAUCCUCAGCCUCAAGCGCGCGAUGUCGCCCGGCUCGCAGACACUGGCGCCUGGACCGGCACACAGCGCGUGGCCACAGGGAGGCUCGUCGGUGGACGGGCGGGGGUCGCGCAUGUCGCCGUUCCCGCAGGACCUCAUGUACGUCGCGCCGUGGAUCAUCUUCGAGCGCGAGGACGGCAAGUGA
This is a messenger RNA of Epithele typhae, 1035 nucleotides long. RefSeq lists its product as uncharacterized. The coding region runs from base 1 to 1035 and encodes 344 amino acids. The transcript has 10 exons. NCBI's taxonomy places the organism in Eukaryota, Fungi, Basidiomycota, Agaricomycetes, Polyporales, Epitheliaceae. The record is from RefSeq and is a predicted model, not a curated record.